Molecule: messenger RNA, 3446 nt
Organism: Andrographis paniculata
Lineage: Eukaryota; Viridiplantae; Streptophyta; Magnoliopsida; Lamiales; Acanthaceae
Product: kinesin-like protein KIN-UC
Exons: 22
Coding region: 13-3204 (1063 amino acids)
Biological process (GO): mitotic spindle organization; microtubule-based movement
Molecular function (GO): microtubule binding; microtubule motor activity; ATP binding
Source: RefSeq, a predicted model, not a curated record
AGAACUCAAAAAAUGGCUAAUGCCGGAAGGACUUGGAUGAAUUCUUCCGGCAAUGGCAAUGUCAAUGGCAAUGCAUCUGUAAGAAACAACGCCGCCGCCGGCGCGUUUGGACACCAACAUUCUGUCCGUACGAGAGCUUCUGCCGGUUCCCGACGGUCCGUCACUCCCACUUCAAGGGCGGCGGCCGCGCGAUCUCUGCCUCUUGAUAACGAUCCAGAGUCUGAAAGAGUUAGAGUUGCUGUUAGACUUCGACCGAGGAAUCCCAUGGAACUAUCUGAUGCCGAUUAUGCUGACUGUGUGGAGCUUCAGCCCGAGCUGAAAAGGCUAAAGUUGAGAAAGAAUAAUUGGAGUACUGAAUCUUACCGAUUUGAUGAAAUAUUUACCGAGAGUGCUUCUCAAAAGCGCAUCUACGAGGCAGUGGCGAAACCUGUGGUCGAGAGUGUGCUGGAAGGGUAUAAUGGCACAGUUAUGGCUUACGGCCAAACAGGUACCGGUAAAACAUACACACUUGGAAGACUGGGUAAAGAUGAUGCAUCCGAGCGUGGAAUAAUGGUUCGAGCUAUGGAGGACAUAUUGGCCUCUACAUUGGCACCGGAUAGUGUUGAAAUUUCUUAUUUGCAGCUAUACAUGGAGUCUAUUCAAGAUUUGCUUGCUCCUGAAAAGAUGAACAUUUCAUUUAUGGAGGAUCCCAAGACUGGGGAAAUAUCUGUGCCUGCUGCUGAAUUAGUGAAAAUACGAAACCUUGAUCACUUUACACAACUUUUACAACUCGGAGAAGCUAAUCGCCAUGCAGCUAAUACAAAGAUGAACACUGAAUCAUCGCGCAGUCAUGCAAUCCUCAUGGUUCAUAUCCGUAGAUCCACACAGGAGAAUGGAGAAAUAGACAUGGGCCAACAAAAAUAUAUUAGAGAUGGGAAUCAUGCACCGACUAUCCGGAAAAGCAAGCUUUUGAUUGUUGAUCUUGCAGGAUCGGAGCGCCUUGAGAAAUCAGGGAGUGAAGGCCAUGUGCUCGAGGAAGCUAAGUUUAUCAAUCUUUCACUUACUUCUCUAGGGAAGUGUAUAAAUGCUUUGGCCGAGAAUAGUCCUCACAUACCUACUCGGGAUUCUAAGCUGACUAGAUUGCUUCGCGAUUCAUUUGGAGGUUCUGCAAGAACUUCACUCAUUACAACAAUCGGGCCAUCUGCUCGCCACCAUGCAGAAACUGCAAGCACUGUGAUGUUUGGACAACGGGCAAUGAAAGUUGUAAACAUGGUAAAGGUGAAAGAAGAAUUUGACUAUGAACGCUUAUGCAGGAAGUUAGAGGCUCAAGUCGACCAUCUUUCUGCAGAGAUUGAUCGGCACGAGAGGUCGAGGGAGACUGACAAAGUAGAGAUGCAAAAGUUGCUGGAAGAACUCAGGAAUUCUUCUGCUGAAGCAGAAGCACAUUUUGUCACUAGGACAGAGUUAUUACAGAAAGAGAAUGCUAGGCUGACAUUACGGAUGCAAGAUUUACUACAAGAGUUGGAUUCCCAUCAACGACAAAAUGCAUCUUUACUUGAUAAGAUUGCAAGCUUAGAAGUCCACAUGAGAAAAAAUAAGUUUCUGCAGGAGGAAAAUGCUCGGCUGGAAUUUGAGCUGAACAAUGCAGUAGAUGAUCUGAAAUGCCUGAAAGAUCAAAAUGCUGUCAUACGCAGUGAGUUCACGAACCUAGAGACGAGUUUGAAGCAUGGGAAGCAACAGCAGCUCAAUAAUUCGGAGAACCAGAAAAUACUUGCUGAUACAACCAGGAUGUACGAAGAGAAAAUUGCUGACUUGAUGAAGCAAAUGGACAAGGAAAAAAUUGGAUCGAGUCUUGCAGAAGAAGAAAUAAAGAAGAUGAAGGAGCAAUUAACUGAUGCUCAACUUAUGUUGCAGCGAACACAAGAUGAAAAUUUGAAAUUCCGUAAAACACUUACAGACACCACUAAGAUGUAUGAAGAGAGAGUAGAACUACUAAACCAAAAGCUUGCUGAGGAGCAUGCUCGGAUUGAAGAAAUCGAUGAAUUGGAUUACACAAAAAAGCUUCUCCAGAUUAGUGCAAAGGAAGAGAUCGAUGAGCUCCAAAUGAGGCUGCAAGAAAUGCAUAACCUCCAUGAGACAGCUACCAAUGAGCUUCAGUUAUUAAGCAUUGAAUGCAAGAAUAUCGAAUCAGAAAAGACAAAACUUCAACAGGAGCUUAGUGCUAUGAGACAGAGACUUCAGGUAGAGGAAAGGCAAAGAAAGGAAGCUGAAAAAGAGCUGCUUAAAAUGAUGAGGGUUGUCCCGGAAAGUGAAGAUGGCUUUGAGGAAAAAGUAUCGUAUAUGCAUGAAAAUAGAGGAAGAACAACUUCUGAUUUUCACAGCCCACAAAGUGUACACAAGUGCCGGUCGAGGGAAUCUAUCCUUAGCCAGAGAGAUACAAUCACCAAAAUAUGUGAGGAAGUUGGUUUUCAGAAGAUAUUAUCUUUGUUAGAAUCUUGCGACUUGGAUGUCCAAAUUCAUGCCGUGAAAGUUGUUGCUAACCUCGCUGCUGAAGAUAUCAAUCAGGAAAGAAUUGUGCAGGAAGGCGGUCUUGAUGCGCUGCUCAAGCUGUUAGAUUCAUCACUUAACACAACAAUACUUAGGGUUGCUUCUGGAGCAAUUGCUAACUUGGCCAUGAAUGAAACAAAUCAAGGUUUGAUAACCAAGAAAGGUGGGGCUAAACUUCUUGCAAAUGUUCAUUGCAAAACCAACGAUCCUCAAACUCUUCGGAUGGUUGCUGGAGCAAUUGCCAAUUUAUGUGGAAAUGAAAAGUUACAUUCAUUGUUGAAAGAAGAGGGAGCCAUCGACGCUCUUCUGAAAAUGACUUCCCAUGGAAACGAUGUUGUCAUUGCUCAGGUCGCCCGAGGAUUCGCCAACUUUGCCAAAUGUGAGUCGAGAAGAAUCAUGCAAGGUAAUUGGAGAGGCCGUUCACUUCUAAUGGAAGACGGAGGUUUGUCGUGGCUUAUCUCCAACUUGAACACCUCGACACCUUCAACUAGACGGCACAUUGAGCUUGCUAUUUGCCAUUUAGCUCAAAACGAGGAAAAUGCUCCGGAUUUCAUAAGCAGUGGGGGACAUAAAGAACUGAUUGAGAUUUCGGGUGAGUCGACAAGGGAAGAUAUCCGGAAUUUGGCGAAGAAGACGCUCCGGUUAAGUCCAUUAUUCCAAAGGGAACUCAAGGCUUAGUGAUGAUGAAGGAUUCAAGGUUCAUAUUGUUGUAUUUAGCUUGUGUUUUUAGAACAUUUUUGUAGUGUGUUUCCAAAAGUUGGAAUGAACAAAUAUACAUACAUACAUUUUAAUUGUGUUUAUUGUGUAUAUGUAUACACUUGUAAUUGCAUUUGACAUUUUUUGCCAAUUGUACAUAGAAAGACACGAGUGUUGUUCUUGCAUCCUCUGAGGAAUGGAUCAAAUCUAUCAAAUUUUCAUGC